Brugia malayi is the source of this 423-nucleotide messenger RNA. RefSeq lists its product as uncharacterized. Lineage: Eukaryota; Metazoa; Nematoda; Chromadorea; Rhabditida; Onchocercidae. The transcript has 3 exons. Bases 1 to 423 code for a protein of 140 amino acids. The record is from RefSeq and is a predicted model, not a curated record.
AUGGCAGACUUAGCAGAAGCGGUGGUUCGGGGUGACAUAUUGGUAGAUGAGAUUGAUGUUAUUGAAGCAGUCGAGAAAGGGCGACUUAGCGCAAGUGAUGGUGCUCGAUUUAGUGCCAUUUUGGAGGAGUAUUCUAAGUCACACAAAAAACUUUCGGACCCAUGCGGAAAAUUGGAAUCAGCACAAAACACACUUGAAACAACGAGAUGGGAUAAAGUAUUAGUGGAUGAAGUAGAUUUCAUUGAUGCACUUAAAAUUGGACGAGUUAGCAAGGAUGACAGUCACAUAGCAUCUAUUAAUAAAGAAGUCCUUAAAGAUUCAACGGGCGAUACUGAAGAAGCAAAAAUAAGUUUCCAUGACGAGAUCCUAACCGAUGACGAGAAAAUGUCCGAUGCAUCAUCAUCUAUUGAUAUCCUUAUUUAA